AUGCAAGCAUUGAAGAUUGUAUUGUUUUCGGUUUCCGUCGCGUUGAUCGAAUCUAACUCGUCGACAACUGAAGAAAACCCAUGGCGGAUUGCCAAUGGUGAUGAUUUCAUACCCGAAAAAUAUCCGUACGUAGUUGGUUUUUUAGGGCAUCUUGAAAAUUCAAGUACGAUUUGCACGGGCACUCUGGUAACGGCAUUGUUCGUGCUGACCGCUGCUCACUGCACUGAUGGACUGAAAGCAUCUAAUAUUACGAUACAUCUUGGAAGUUUAAAUGGUGAAGGUGUGGGUGUUGAGAAAUAUUUCCAACACGAAAAGUACAAAAUCUUCGAGAAAUCUGAUGUGUCUUUGCUGAAAAACAGUGAUUCUUAA
This is a messenger RNA of Sipha flava (yellow sugarcane aphid), 369 nucleotides long. RefSeq names its product chymotrypsin-C-like. Lineage: Eukaryota; Metazoa; Arthropoda; Insecta; Hemiptera; Aphididae. The coding region runs from base 1 to 369 and encodes 122 amino acids. The record is from RefSeq and is a predicted model, not a curated record. Gene Ontology annotation, biological process: proteolysis. The transcript is spliced from 3 exons. Gene Ontology annotation, molecular function: serine-type endopeptidase activity.